This is a messenger RNA of Engraulis encrasicolus (European anchovy), 1966 nucleotides long. RefSeq names its product hyaluronidase-5-like. Gene Ontology annotation, biological process: hyaluronan catabolic process; carbohydrate metabolic process. Gene Ontology annotation, cellular component: acrosomal vesicle. Gene Ontology annotation, molecular function: hyalurononglucosaminidase activity. Lineage: Eukaryota; Metazoa; Chordata; Actinopteri; Clupeiformes; Engraulidae. Bases 84 to 1451 code for a protein of 455 amino acids. The record is from RefSeq and is a predicted model, not a curated record. The transcript has 5 exons.
GGAACGUGCCGUUCAUUGAGCCCUCCACAGCCACUGCAGGAGUAGACAUUGGGGAGCUGCCGAGACUACCUGAGAAGACGAGUAUGAGGUCUCCACAUCUGCUGCUCCCCACCACCCUGUGCCUCCUCCUGUUCAGUCUGAAGGGGCUCAGUCUGACCCCAACACUCCCACCCACCACCGCUGCCCCUCUGCUCCCAGACAAACCCUUUGUGGUGAUCUGGAAUGCGCCCACCCACAAAUGCAGACAGACGGUUCCCCCGUUGGACAUGUCCGCCAUGCAGGCCGACACCACCCCCGCCGCUAAGCCCGACCAGUUCCUGACCCUGUUCUACAAGCACCGUGUCGGGUCGUACCCGUACCUGGACCUGAAGAGCCUGGGGGAGGUGAACGGGGGGCUGCCCCAGAAAGGGAACCUCACGGCUCACCUGGCAAAGGCACGGACGGACAUCACCAUGUACGUCCCCGAGCAGUCGCCGGGCCUGGCCGUGAUCGACUGGGAGGAGUGGCUGCCUCUGUUCGAUAGGAACCUGGACGAGAAGGAACUCUACCGCAACCUCUCCGUCGACCACACGCUGAAAUCCAAACCCUGGCUGAAGCCCGGCGAAGCCGUGGCGGAGGCCAGACGGGAGUUCCGGCGGGCAGCCAGGGGCUUCAUGGAGGAGACCCUGAGAGCGGGCAUCAGCGAGAGGCCUGGCUACCUCUGGGGCUUCUACCUGUUCCCUGACUGCUACAACUACCGGCACAACACAUCCGAGCCUUUGGGGGGCUACACGGGGGAGUGCUCGGAGGCCACCCGGCUGCUGAACGACAAGCUCCUGUGGCUGUGGAACGCCAGCACGGCCCUGUACCCCUCGGCCUACCUGUGGUCGGAGCUCGCGGGGGACCCCAAGGCUGCCCUGUUUGUCCGGAACCAGGUGCGAGAGGCCUUGAGGGUGUCGGCUCUGCCACAGCAGCCCCACACGUCACCGGUCUACGUUUACUCCCGCCCCGUCUUUGGAGACCAGAACAAAGUCUACCUGAGCGAGGUGGACCUCAUCAGGAGUGUUGGAGAGAGUGCAGCGCUUGGAGCGGCAGGUGCCGUAAUGUGGGGAGCCAGCGCUGACUUCAACAGCAAGGAAACAUGUGAGGCUCUGUCUGCAUACCUGCACACAACACUCAACCCAUACAUAGCCAACGUCACCGGCGCAGCAAAACUAUGCAGCACGAUGCUCUGUGAAGGCAAAGGACGGUGUGUGCGAAAGAACUCUGAUUCUGAUGACUACCUGCACCUCAACCCGAACAGCUUUCGCAUCGAGAAGAAGGACGGGAGAUAUCAGAGUGCCGGAGUGCCAGACAUGGGUGACCUCACAGCCCUCGCUGAGCAGUUCACCUGCCAGUGUUACGCAGGCCAGAGCUGCUCGCCCAAGAGAACAUUCCGAAUCCCCAAAGCUGAGAUGGUCUUCCAGGUGUAGUUCACCUCAUAGAUUACUAUCCCAAUAUAUUGUUUGACUGUUUCCUGGUGACCAACUUGAUUUUAAAAAUAACUUGCAGUAAAAUAACAACACAAAACCUACGGAACAUUUUCACACUUCUAUGCAGAUACACACAACUCAGGCCAAUCUCAUCUCAGACUCAAAAUCAGGCUAAUCUCCCUCAUUUUUUCUCCUUAGUUGCUUCAUACGUGUCUCAUUAGCUAUCAACCUGGUCUCUAUACUAUACCAUUAUACCACUGCUUUCUUCUCCAUGGUCUCCAUUCUGUUUUGGUGUGUCCAAGUUCAGAGAGUGGAGCUUAGACACACCAUGACACACGUAGAGCAACUAAGGAGGGAAAAUGAGGGUGAGAUUUACCUGAUUUGUGUGUGUUUGCCAGAUUGUUUCACCAGAGGUGUGCAUGCUGUUUCAUUUGAUUGCCUGUGACAGAGCGAACCUAAAGACACAUUUGGUGAAACCAGUUGUUCACUCCAAGAAAUAAAAGAGAAAUGUUUUC